GGGUGACGGGCGUGAGACGGUAAAGCUGCAGGUUGAUUAGCAGUGACAGGCACGACAGCCGCAGUACGUGGGAUAAGCAGCACCGCGGUGUCUGUGUCGUGAGGAGCAGCCAUGGUACCAGUGAUUCUGCUGCUUGGGGUCGGGGUCGGAGCAUAUGUGCUCAUCUAUUUCAACUUGAUUAGAGGAAGGCAAUGCCGCAGUGACGCCAGCCUCAAGGGCAAGACUGUCAUAGUAACGGGAGCGAAUAUAGGCAUUGGGAAAAUGACAGCUCUGGACAUGGCGAGAAGGGGAGCGCGUGUUAUUCUGGCUUGUCGGGUCAAAGAGACUGGAGAGGCUGCUGCAUAUGAUAUAAGACAGCUCUCCGGGAACAAUCAGGUGCUUUUCAUGAACCUUAAUCUGUCCAGCCUUGAGUCUGUCAGGUCCUUCUGCAGAGCAUUCCUCAGUAGUGAGCCUCGGCUGGACAUACUCAUCAACAAUGCAGGUUUCAGUGGCCCUGGAAAGACAGCAGAAGGAUACAAUAUUGUAUUUGGGAUCAACCAUCUGGGACAUUUCCUCCUGACUUCCUUGCUUCUGGACCGACUCAAGCAGAGCACCCCCAGCCGCAUUGUGGCUUUGGCAUCCUAUGCCCAUGAAUGGGGGAAGAUUGAUUUCAAUAAAAUCAGUGUCCCAUCCGAUCACAUCAAGGACAUACUCCAGUCAUACUGUGACAGCAAGCUGUGCAACGUCCUCUUUGCUCGAGAGCUGGCCAACCGAUUGGAGGGGACUGGCGUGACUUGUUAUUCUGUUCAUCCAGGAACAGUGCACACAAACCUUGUGCGCAGUUUGCCAAACUGGAUCAAAGCCUGUAUUAAACCAUUUACUUGGCUUUUUCUCCGUACACCAAUGGAUGGAGCUCAAACGUCCAUAUAUUGUGCUGUACAAGAGGGCAUCGAAAUGUACACUGGACGCUACUUUGACAACUGUCAGGUUAGACAGGUGAAGCCUCAUGCUCGGGACGAUGCCGUGGCCAAGAAGCUCUGGGAAGUUAGUGAGAGGAUGACCGGAUUGGCCAGCUGAGUUUUCUUUUCUUCAAAGUACACCAAACUCUAAAGUAUAAUUUACCUGACCAUUACUGAAGAUUAAGGCAUUGGGGACUAACAACCCUAAUCUACAUUAGAGAUUAUAUUACUGCAGAUAGAAAAGGCUGUUCAAAAAGUCAGAAUGACCUAAAAUUACCUAAAUGACCUCAGGGUUAAAGGUUAUUAAAACAUCAAAUUCAUUUUUUUCCCUCAAGUCACUUGAUUAAUCAUAAUCUAGCAUUUGCCCCCAACCCCACAAGGCUGAUAUUUUUUUUUUUACUUAUUUUGCUUUUACUCAAUACAUUAAAACACUAUCUAUAUAGAGCAAUUGAGAUGCCUUUCUGGAGUAAGCAAUUUACACACAAAAGUGUACAUCCACUCCUCCCGGCCUUUGAGCUGUCAAAUUUAGUUGUUUUUUUUUUUUUUCUAUGGCAGGGAACUGCAAAGAAAAAAAGCAGUCAGUGCCUGUUUAUGGAGAACAUAUAUAAAGCAUAAAAUCUCCUAUGUUAUUGUGAUUGCUAAAUAUGCUGGAAAUUAUUCUGAUAUUGGAAAGUAGAGGGUUUUUUCUCCAGAGUUUUGGUGACUGUGACAAGUAUUAAAAGAGUUGGGGAGCAACACAAGCAUGAAAAAUGUCCCUGGGUGCCAGAUAAGGGCUGUGAAUGGGUAUAUGGUAGCCCCUAUGUGGACUGGCAGUUUGCAGGAGGCUCUGUUUGGCAAUACACAUGGUCUUUAAGAAACCAAAACUUGCCUCCAAGUCUAGAAUUGAAAAAUAAUCACCUGUUUUGAGGCCACGGGGAGCAACAACCAUGGGGUUGGUGAGCAACAUGUUGCUUGUGAGCCACUGGUUGGGGAUCACGGAGUUAGUGGAUGUUAAAUACUGUUUCCUCUUAAGUACAUAAAUAAAAUGUUUAAUUCCUGUGUUGA
Messenger RNA from Xenopus laevis (African clawed frog), 1982 nucleotides. RefSeq names its product dehydrogenase/reductase (SDR family) member 13 L homeolog (gene dhrs13.L). Lineage: Eukaryota; Metazoa; Chordata; Amphibia; Anura; Pipidae. The record is from RefSeq and is marked provisional.